GGGAAAGCGCAACCGUCCGAAAGUAGCGUGAAGGAGAAGCUUCUGGUCUCUUCCUAAUGCAAAAAAAACCUAACCAAGAAAACCACUUCUCCGUCGCUCUGAUUUUCUCCGGCGCCGCUGCCUCCAGUCUUCCGACCACAUUCCUUCCUCCUCCGCCACACGAUUCUUCUUUAUGACGGUUCUUCGGUCUCGUGAAGUUAUCCCUCCGCCACCCACUCCCAAAUCCCUAAAAUCCCCUUCCAAAACUCUCCGUCAUCCUUCUACGCCCUCUCAACAUCAUGAAAUCCAACCCCCUCACUCUCCUCCCCAUCCUUCCCCUCCUUCAUGGACCGCUUCUGUCGCUGAUUCCACUGCCUUGCCCUCCGAUGGCGUCUCCAGUCCCGGAGUUUCUCGGAGGCGGAGUUCCCGACUUGCUGCGAAAGGGCUUGGCGCUGAGCAUUCUGAUGUUGAUCACGUUUGUGAUAACUCCCCCGGAAAGAAGAUGAAAGCGGACACGAUUGAAAAUCGAGAUUUGAACCUGGCCUCUGAUGGGAAGUUGGAGGUUCGUUCAAUUUGUACUGAAUUUGAGGGUUUAGGGGUUAAUGAAGGGGCCGAGAGCUUGAAUGAACCUAGGCGGAGAAUCGAUUUUGAAUUUACAGGGUCGAAGAGGGACGAGGUUGAUGUAAACGGGAAGAGAAAAUUGAACCCCAGUAUGGAUUCGCCUGCUGGGGAAUUGGUCGAUGAAAGUCCUGAGAGUAAAGAGUGUGUCAGUUUACGUUCGGGGAAGAGAAUUUUGAAGACGAUGAAACAAGCAAUUGGUUUGGACAUUGGUACACCCCAAGGUAAUGUUGAUGGGUUAGUAGAAAAGUGGAGGGGUUUAAAGGAUAGUGACAAUGUUCCAAUUGAUCUGAAUCGAAAUGGAGGAGUUGUGAUGAAAAAGCUAAAGGAGGAGUGCUCAAGAAUUGAAGAGAAUGGUUGUACCAAUAGUAGGAAUAGGUUCAGCCGAAGAGAAAAGGGUAAAUGGAUUGUUGAUGACCAAAGUUCAAAUAGAAAUGAUACGGUUGUAUUACAUUCUGAGCGAAACAAUGAGGUGUUAAGUGAUAGUCUAGUUGAGCAUCAAAAUUAUCGGUUGGUUCGUGAAAGACCGAAGGGAAUAGUAAUUGAAGAAGGUACAACAAAGUUGUCUGGUGCAAGUUACAAUGAUGGAGGGGAUAUGGAUGCUAACGGCUAUACUGCCAUUGAAGGAGAUGCUUCAGAACAUAAUAGUGAAGGGAAAUUGAUUGCAGAAGCUCUGUUGUCUCUAUCUGAAGAAUUUAUAAUGGAUUCAGAAUCGAGAUAUAAAUAUAGUUCCAUAGAAGGUGAGGCUUCAGGCACUGCACAUCUGGCAGAUGAUGGCCCUCAGAGCAAUGACAGUCAAGAGAUGGAGUCUAGUUCGGAAGAGGAAGGUCAUUUGCAUUUUGCUGCCCCACAGAGACAGUGGAUGGCUUUAUCAGGUGACUCGUACAUAAGAAGAACAGCUAUUGAGUUUGCUCGUUAUAAUGAGGACAAUGAUAGUUUGCAGAAUGUUGAGGCUGAAGGUGAAGAUGAUAUGAAAGAUUGGCCUGGCCCCUUCUCUACUGCAAUGAAGAUUGCUAGUGACCGAGCGAACGGUGUACGAGUACGAGUUACAAAAUCUUCAGAGGAGGAGAAUGACCCUGCACCAGUUGAAUGGAUCCCUAAAAAGAAAAUGUGUCGUAGCCGGUUCCAGUCUUUGCCUCCCUCAUUGGGAGAUUUGUGCUUAAGGGUUCUUGCUGAAAAUGCCGAUUCAAUUUCUUCACUGGAUUUUGUCCCAGAUACUUUCAGGCAUAAGCUUAGUUGGCUACUUUGUGAUUCUCGAAAAAUGAACAGUUGUUUUUUGAAUCUUCUUCUCUGUGGUUCCCCAACUGAAGUCUGUAUAAGGGACUGCUCUUGGCUGGGUGAAGAGGAGUUUGUGAAAUCUUUUCAAGGGUGUGACACUAGCAAAUUAAUGAUACUCCAGCUUGACCAAUGUGGACGUAGUAUCUUAGAUUUUGUUGUAUUAUCUACAUUGGCUCGGUCAUCAAAUAGCUUACCUGCCCUGAGGUCGUUAUCCCUAACUGGUGCAUGUCGUCUUUCUGACGUUGGUAUCGCUGCACUUGUAUGUUCUGCUCCUGCAUUGCAAUCUUUAAAUCUGAGCCAGUGCUCCUUUCUCACCUUCUCAAGUAUAGACUCUAUAGCCAAUUCUCUAGGAUCAACUCUGAGGGAAUUGUAUCUGGAUGAUUGCCUAAAAAUCGAUCCAGUGCAGAUGGUUCCUGCAAUGAAGAAGCUUCAACAUUUGGAAGUGCUGUCAUUAGCUGGGAUCGGAGAUAUUUGUGACAAGUUCAUCCAAGAAUUCCUGACAGCUGGGGGCCAUAAUCUGAAGGAACUCAUUUUAACCAAUUGUGUGAAAUUGACCAAUAAAUCCAUAAAAGCCAUCUCAGAAACUUGCUCUUCUCUGCGUGCUAUAGACCUUGUGAAUCUGUCAAAGCUAACGGAUUAUGCUUUAUGCUGUCUUUCAAGUGGUUGCCAGGCUCUUCAAAAGUUAAAGCUUUCCCGAAAUCUUUUCAGUGAUGAGGCUGUUGCUGCAUUUGUGGAGAUGUCAAGAGAGAAUUUAAAAGAACUUUCACUGAACAAUGUCAGGAAGGUUAGCCGCUGCACAGCAAUUUCGCUCGCCUGUUUUUCUAGGAAUUUGGUUAGUCUCGACCUAUCCUGGUGUCGAAAACUGACCAACGAAGCACUAGGCUUGAUUGUUGAUAAUUGCCCAUCUUUAAGAGUGCUCAAACUCUUUGGAUGUUCUCAGGUAACAGAUGUAUUUCUCGACGGACACUCGAAUCCAAAUGUAGAGAUUAUUGGACUGAAGCUGUCUCCAGUUUGGCAUGUCAAGCAUCACAACCGUUACGAAGGUCCAAGUUAUUAUUCCUCUGUGCCAUCCUCAUGUUAAUUUUGAGGGAUUGGUUUUAGCUAGAAUCAUUUUGCUGCCCUUCAUAUUAAAAUACAAGAGUGAUCUGUGCAAGCGCCCUUUUUUUUUUUUUUUUUUUUUUUUUUUUUUUUGGUUCAAGACCUCAAUUAGCUUCCUACAAAACACUUGUGUAUGAACUGUAAAUGCUAGUCAUCUUUUUUGUAGAAACAUUGUAUAUAGGCAUUACACAAGAAUGGAAGAAUUGACUUUUACUUUUACACAUCAAA
Molecule: messenger RNA, 3201 nt
Organism: Benincasa hispida (wax gourd)
Lineage: Eukaryota; Viridiplantae; Streptophyta; Magnoliopsida; Cucurbitales; Cucurbitaceae
Product: F-box/LRR protein
Biological process (GO): SCF-dependent proteasomal ubiquitin-dependent protein catabolic process
Cellular component (GO): SCF ubiquitin ligase complex
Molecular function (GO): protein binding
Source: RefSeq, a predicted model, not a curated record